Molecule: messenger RNA, 1493 nt
Organism: Trametes versicolor FP-101664 SS1
Lineage: Eukaryota; Fungi; Basidiomycota; Agaricomycetes; Polyporales; Polyporaceae
Product: Mmp37-domain-containing protein
Exons: 3
Coding region: 1-1263 (420 amino acids)
Biological process (GO): cardiolipin biosynthetic process; CDP-diacylglycerol biosynthetic process
Cellular component (GO): mitochondrion
Molecular function (GO): phosphatidate cytidylyltransferase activity
Source: RefSeq, a predicted model, not a curated record
AUGAUCGCCCGAACGCAUGCCCGCAGACUUCCCACCCUCGUCGCUCGCUCGCUCUCUACAGAGGCUGCACCAUCGUCCGGCACACAUCCCCCGCCUCCGCCCCCGCCCUCUAAGCACCCUUCUUCGAAGCCACUAGCUCGAACUCGUCUGAACCCCGCUCCCCGACCUACUGUGUCUCGUCGGCAUGAGGUGCUCUCCUCGCUACCGCCCUCGUUCGGCCGCAACCAAUUCUUGCCGGUCACCGACUCGACGCGUGCCCUGCUCGAAGGUAUCGUCGCCAAGUUCGACGCUCCUAUCCGGUAUGCCUUCGCGUACGGCUCCGGGGUGUUCGAACAGGAUGGGUACUCGACCAGCAGUCCGUCGUCCACCGGCGGCCCCAUGCUAGACUUCAUGUUCGCCGUCACGCACGCGGAUCACUGGCACUCGAUCAACAUGCACCAGAACCCGUCGCACUACCCGCUCGGCGCUCGUAUGCUGGGCUCGUCGUUUGUCGCGAAAGUGGAGGAGAUCUCGCCUGGAGUGUGGUUCAACUCCAUGGUCCGGAUGGACGGCGUGACGAUCAAGUACGGAGUGACGACAGUGGAUAACCUCUGUUCGGACCUGCUGAACUGGAAAUCGCUCUACCUGUCCGGGCGCAUGCACAAGCCCAUCCGGAUUAUAAAGGACGACGCACGCGUACGACUCACUCAGCAAGUCAACCUCACCUCCGCGGUGCGCACCGCGCUCCUCACGCUCCCCGACGCGUUCUCCGAGCGCGAGCUCUUUGAACGCAUCACCGGCUUCUCAUACGGCGGCGACGUGCGUAUGCUCCUUCCCGCGGAGAACCGUGGCAAGGUCGGGAACAUCGUCCGCAAACAGGCCCCUCAGUUCAAGGAGCUCUACCACCGGCUCGUCGUCGCGCUCCCCGGCGUGCACUGGCCCGCACACGCGGACACGAUCCAGCAGGACACGUCCCCGCACGCGCGUGCGGCGCACCUCCGCAAGCUUCCGUCAAACCUACUGAAGGGCGUAACGGCCCGCUACGCGUCGCAGCCCUCGACGCCCUCACGCGAAGCGGACGAGACCGUGUACUGGACGAAGCUUGCGGGCGACCCCGGGCUGCCGAACAUCAUCGAGAAAGAGCUGCACGGAAUUGUGCGGUACCCGUCGGCCGUGCAGACGCUCAAGGGCCUCGUCAGCGCAGGGCCCGUGAAGAGUCUCCGCUACUCAACCGAGAAGGUCAGCAAGUGGUGGAAGGGCUCGAGCGCGAGCGCGUCGUCAUGAUAGUGCGAGCAGUAGGCGCUCGUGCGGGUCGCGGCGGAAUUCAACUUCAACACGGAUGCAUUGGGGCUGAGUACACUCUAUCGGGAUCGCCUCCCCGCAUAUCUCAUACGGUAUAAUAUUAGCUACACUUAGACCCAUCGGCUGCGGCGCACGGCUUAGUCUGGCAUCUGUAUCAAUAAUAUUGGGACUCACACGCUCCACUUGCUCAUACUUAUAGAUAUUUCAUGAGG